Dacryopinax primogenitus is the source of this 794-nucleotide messenger RNA. RefSeq lists its product as uncharacterized. Lineage: Eukaryota; Fungi; Basidiomycota; Dacrymycetes; Dacrymycetales; Dacrymycetaceae. The annotation marks the transcript as partial. The record is from RefSeq and is a predicted model, not a curated record. The transcript has a single exon.
CCGGGCUCCUUCGACGAAAGACUGCCCUCCUAUCCCAACAGAUUCUGCUUCAAUGAAAACCAAGCAGGGCUCUUCACCUACUUUUUUGAAGCGCUUCAAGACACGGUUACGCAGUAUGUCCCGCGGCAAAGAUGAGGUUCCUGAAGCGAAGGUGGAUGCACCGCCCAUCCCCAAUAUGGGUGUACCAAAGAAUCCCAGCAUCACACUGGUUGUCCAAGCGCCUACCUCGAGACCUCAUGGUCCAGUGCGUCGCAUGUCGAAAGCAAGUUUACUCGCCGCUUUCAGUAACAAGUCGACGGCGUCCCUUGUCAAAAACGCAUCUGCGGAAACACAAACGUCUGAUAGCAAAGCACCCCCUCCAUAUCGCUCCGCUCUUUCCGAUGCUGUGCCUCUCCCCGAGGGGAGAGGAGAGGAGGUUGCCCAAGGAAAGGACGUCGAUCCCACUCUCGUGCCUCUUCCGGAGUCACCCAUCAUUUCAUCAUUGGAAGUCGAUGGCAUGAUGGAGUCGCCUACACAGGAGAAGCAUAAUGAGUUGGAGUUGGGAGGCACCGUAACCAGCCGCCGCAAAAUCAUCUUGCAGGAAUCUCCCGAUAUCAUUCGCAGUCGUCAAUCGCCAGAAUCCCCGGUUAGCAAGCGUAGCGCGAUACAGAGUGGCAGCAGAUCGAGCAAGUUUUUUGUAGGAGAUUCCGACGACGAGGAGGACGUGGAGGAGGUAAAACAGACGACAUUGCCGUCGGAUUCACCGCCCAGUAGCCAAAGUCCCGUAUCACGAAGCGCAAGGAUUGGCGGCUCGC